This is a messenger RNA of Echinostoma caproni, 981 nucleotides long. The record is from the annotation of a GenBank genome assembly. Lineage: Eukaryota; Metazoa; Platyhelminthes; Trematoda; Plagiorchiida; Echinostomatidae.
AUGUUAAGGUGGAACUGUACAGAUCGAGCGCUGAUACAGAAUACCAAAAGUAAAGCCACACAGGAUUUGAGACAUGGUGAAGUGACUUGGAAUUUACCUGUCACCGUGCAAAGUUUAUGCAACGUGGACGUGCUCUAUUUUCCAUUCGAUCACCAAAUCUGUGACAUACGAAUGGGUUCGUGGAUCUACGAUAAAUCCCAGUUCGAACUUCGUCUAGCCAAUCAGACCGAUCCGAGUAUUAUGCUGAAUGGAAUUAUGGAGAAUGUGGAACUUGGCAUCCCGGAGGCCAAAUUCUUUGUCCAUGAUCGAAUCACGGUAGAUGGAAUGAAAUUCUCUCAGGUCACACUUCGUAUUCAUAUCAAACGACGUGCCCUGUUCUACGGUUACACUGUUAUUGCUCCCAGCAUACUACUAUGCGUAUUAACCAUGUUCAGCUUUUGGUUACCCAGCGGGAACGCGAAAAAAAUUGACAUUGGUUUGACGGUAUUCUUAUUCCUGUAUUUCUUACAAGUGCUCAUCGCGGAGAACACACCGGAAUCCAAUUCCACGCCCCUAAUUGGUACAUUUCUGACAAUGGUGAUGACCCUAAAUUCAUUGUCCUUGAUCGCUGCCACAUGGGUGCUGUAUUUACAUGUACAGAGCAAACAAAAUCCCUGUCCCGCACCGCCGACCACACUGUGGAUAAUCACCUCGCGAGUUCUCGGCAAACUUACUCGCACACCUUAUAGUCGGGAACAGGAAAAACUCUAUCUGGAGCUAUAUUCAAAAAUGUCGGCAUCCAACGGGGUCGAGGGGAAGAAGAUGAAAAACGAUAUAAAUGAACGAAGUGAACAGGAAUCAUCGAUCAUUCAGAUGGUACAUUGGUUGCACAUUGCCACUGUGGCUGAUCGAUUGUUAUUUCAAAUUUAUCUGGGUGCUACACUUGUUUGUGUGUUCAUAUUUCUCAUCUAUGCACCUAUCUCUUACGAUGUGAAAAUAUGA